AAGAGCAGCGGCUCUCCUCUCCUCCAGAGACUUUUCUCCUCCAUUCUCAUCCCAGAGAAACAUGGCGAGAACCAAGCAGACUGCCCGCAAAUCCACCGGAGGCAAAGCCCCCAGGAAGCAGCUGGCCACCAAGGCGGCCCGCAAGAGCGCUCCGGCCACCGGCGGCGUGAAGAAGCCUCACCGCUACAGGCCCGGUACCGUGGCUCUCAGGGAGAUCCGACGCUACCAGAAAUCCACCGAGCUGCUGAUCCGCAAGCUGCCCUUCCAGCGCCUGGUCAGAGAGAUCGCUCAGGACUUCAAGACCGACCUGCGCUUCCAGAGCUCCGCUGUCAUGGCUCUGCAGGAGGCCAGCGAGGCCUACCUGGUCGGCCUGUUCGAGGACACCAACCUGUGCGCCAUCCACGCCAAGAGGGUCACCAUUAUGCCCAAAGACAUCCAGCUGGCCCGCCGCAUCCGCGGAGAGAGAGCUUAGACCGCUUCACACACACUCACAGUCACACACACACACACAACG
Molecule: messenger RNA, 514 nt
Organism: Melanotaenia boesemani (Boeseman's rainbowfish)
Lineage: Eukaryota; Metazoa; Chordata; Actinopteri; Atheriniformes; Melanotaeniidae
Product: histone H3
Exons: 1
Coding region: 62-472 (136 amino acids)
Cellular component (GO): nucleosome
Molecular function (GO): protein heterodimerization activity; structural constituent of chromatin; DNA binding
Source: RefSeq, a predicted model, not a curated record